This is a messenger RNA of Anisakis simplex (herring worm), 2343 nucleotides long. NCBI's taxonomy places the organism in Eukaryota, Metazoa, Nematoda, Chromadorea, Rhabditida, Anisakidae. The record is from the annotation of a GenBank genome assembly.
AUGAAAAGCGCACUCAAUCGAGAAUUGUGUGCGAUGCGAGUGGAAGGCAUUUAUGAAGCACAAGUGCCAAUCGAGUUUAGAGCGAUCCUCGAGUUGGGAUCGUGUUGUAAACUGAAAACUGAUCGAUCGUCGACAUUCACAAUGACAAGUGUCAAUUUAGAGCAGCUGGAAGCGGUGACCGAUGCAGAAUAUUUGCCUGAGAAGAGCAUUCGAAGUGCGUAUUAUUAUGAGUAUCGACAGGAUAAGUUUUGUGUUAUUGCGGUCAUUAACACGGCAGCGAACGAUGCGAUUAUCGUUGGUGUGAAUAUGGAAUUCCCGAAUGUCACAAAAAUUUAUGACAACGAAAAAGCAGCGCUGGAAGGAACUGCAGUCACACCAUUAUUGGAGCGUAAACCAACAGUGAACUUCAAUACGUUCCAAUGCGCAACAGUGAAAGAAGCUCAAAAUACUGUUGACAAGUAUUUACGUGCUAUUCGUCAAGUGGACACACAACCAAUGUUCAUUGCUGUUCAUUCCAAUGAACAGACAUCGGCACUGAUGAAGGGUGUUCAGUCGUUGAAGGAGUUUCCACUCGUCAGAAUUCAUUGCCCCGAACCGACGAAUUUAUUCAGUGCACUCGACUGGCAACGCAAUGUUCCGCGACGAAUCAUCAAACAUUAUUUCAAUUCAUUCGUUUAUUUGCAUGAUUAUGUUCAAUAUAGUCGUUAUUUGCGGAUACCGUUGGGUAACGUUCCUGCAGACAUAUCGUUGUUUGCUGCGGAUUUGUUCUAUGCUCGACACCUGACGAAAUUCGGUCAUGUUUUGUGGAUAUCACCGUUGAUAAGGCCGGAUUUAGGUGGUAAGGAGUUGGACGAUUGGAGAAUCGGCUCUGACUGGAAUUAUUCGGCCGUGACUGAUCGCCCACCUGCAAUCGUCAACCAUAGCAGGUUAUGCACGGAAGUGUGUGUGGAGUUGGAGUUGGGUGCGGUGACAGUGAAUGCGUUGGUGCACAAUGCGCGCAUCGCGGAUGCUGAGGGUGGUUCGGGAUCGACUGGUUUCCUGUCGUCGGUAUCGUUAUCGGGUGAUGUACUCUGCGGAAAAGUCAAAACGAUCGCGCAGUACGAUGAGGCUGCCUCCGUCUCUGGUGCAAUGAAGGUAUUACGUUCGAUGGUACAAGAAUGUGCGAAAGAUAUUCAUCUGAGUUCAAAUGCAAUCGCCGAUCAACUUAUUGUUAAUAUAUAUCGAUGGAUUCAUUCGCCACGAGCACUUCUCUAUGAGCCAGCAAUCGCGCGUGCCGUCGAUAUUUUAGUGACAAAAUUGUGUUUGUUACUCGUUGCUGAGAUCACUCGUAUGGGUGGUGAAGUGUUGCACGCAUCGCAAACACGAAUGAUCAUUUGCACGAAACGUGCCAAUAAACAACUCGCAACUGCAUUCAUAACGUCGAUGAUAAGCACACUUAAACAAAAUCCUUUAUUUGCUGCUUUGUACAUUUCACCGAUCCACUUUUGGAAUAUUCUUUUAUGGAUGGAUAUUGAGAACUAUGCGUGUAUUGAAUUUGCUGAUGUUGGUGACGAAGAGAACGGUAAGGAGGAUCGUAUAACGUCGAAACUCUCCAUCGCGGAUUUAUUGCCCGAGGAAGCCAUGUGCAAGUCGACAUUUUCACGAAUCCUUCUCGAAUAUAUGCAGACGAUUGCCACUAAAAUGAAAUCUGAGGUGGUGUCUGGUGAAGAGUUGGUGGCUUAUCGAGAGGACUUAAUAAGAAAUGAAAUUAGUGAACGUUUAUUUGCGAUAUUCAGCAAGUUGGCAAUAUACAAAAAAGAUGUCGCAAUGCCCGAUAGGACGGCAUCACGAGAGACACUCCACGAUGCACCUCUGCAACUCGCGAAAUGUAUUAUUCAUUUCUUAUCAUUCGACGAAAAAGUUGCUCAAACCGUUGAUAAGUUACGAAGUCAGUUGCUUCGAUUACUUGGUUACGAUGAUUCAUGUGAAGAGGGUAUGUGGCAUCCAAUGGCUGUUUGCUGCAAUUUAUCACAAGUAUUCUGUGAUGCGUGCAAUCAAUACAAUGAUUUGAAUGCGGUACAAGAAGACGAAUGGAUUUGUGAGAAUUGUAAAAAGGCAUUAUCUGUAAAAAUGAUCGAAGGUCUCCUCAUUGAACGAUUGAAGCAAUUGGCUGUUGCGUAUUCACUGCAAGAUUUUAAGUGUACAAAGUGUGGAUCGAUUCGUAAAAAUAAUUUGAUCCGCUUCUGCGAGUGCAGCGGUAAUUUCCAAGGACUCAUCACCGAAUCAGAGCUAACGUUUAAUCUUGAAAUUUUCGAACGUAUAGCGUGGCGACGUCAGCUGAAAGAGCUUGCUGAAGUGUGCAGA